Molecule: messenger RNA, 4080 nt
Organism: Capsicum annuum
Lineage: Eukaryota; Viridiplantae; Streptophyta; Magnoliopsida; Solanales; Solanaceae
Product: basic salivary proline-rich protein 1-like
Exons: 2
Coding region: 3288-3890 (200 amino acids)
Source: RefSeq, a predicted model, not a curated record
ACCCACCCCUGCCUUAUCUUUACACGAUUUUGUCAUUUUUGAGGGGAGAGGAACAAAAGGAAAUUUUCCAUAGAUAAAGGAGGGCCACAGGGAAUCUUUUUGGUUUUUGUUUUUGUUUGUACCAAAACACAAUACAUAUAUACAAGAUCACUGAAAAGAAAAGGGGGGACCAACAUAGAAAAGAUUUUUGGGGCUUCUUUUUCUUUCUUCUUCUAAAAAAGACAACACACAGAGAUGCCAUUUUUUUGUGACUCCAUUCACACGCACAACUCACCCUCACAAAUUCACGCGCACACUGGUUACACCAUCACUCUUCUACAAACUUCACGCAUAUAGGGAGGAGGAGAAAAGAGAGCACAGUCGAGAGACAUAGUGGGUAGAAAUAGGGAAAGCCGAUGAGAGAUUGAAUAGAUUCGGAUCGGAAAGGGGAGAAAUUCACAAAUGUUGAGGAUGGAGUGAAAGAUCGAGUGAGCCGGGUUGCGUUGAGUUUUUUGGUGAGAAAAUGCUCACCAGAUUUUGUGAUGCAUAUUGGGAAUCGAGUACGCCAAUCGGAGAUAGGCAAAUACCGACUGAAAUAUCAUAACAACGAUCUUGUUUUUGGGGUAAAUUUUUGCAUUCGUUGUACCGAGGUAGGAGUUUGUUCUUCGUGGUAGUGUUCAAUUCGGAAUUCUAAGUCCGGGCCUUCUUAAAUCUUAUACCAACGAAAUCGGUUCUUCAAAGGUUCAUCUCUUUAACUCUACUUUUUUUAUAUUGAAGUUGGCUAAUAUCGUGAUUUAUGGUGUGGUUUUGAAUAUUUUGAACAAAUGUUGAUUGUUGUUGUGUAUAUGAAUGAUCGGUAUGCUUAAAUGUUUGAAUCUUCGUUCGGGUAUGUGUUUGAUGUUGGUUUUGGAUUUCGAAAAUUGAUUUGAUAGUCGAAUUGGUUUAAUUAUGUGGUUAAAAAUGAAUUUAGGGGGCGAGAAUCGAAAACUUGAUAUAAUUGGUGAUUUUUGGUUAGUUUGAUUUCAUUGUUUGUUUAACUUGAAAUGAACGUUAACCGAACUUGAUAGUAUCAUGGUAGUUCGAGUGGGAUAGGCAAACAUAGGUCGGGUAGGCAAAUUUAGGGACUGUGGAUUAAUGGGAUAUUUGAACUGUGUGAUUGAAUGGCUUUUUUUGGCUUCAUCGCUUUGGGGUCACUUGUAUCAUCUGGUCGGGGAAUGCCCCGAAAUACUUGUAUUAUUUUAAUCGGGGAAUGCCCCGAAGUAUUUUGUACUCAGAGGACGUUUGUGAUGAAGACCCGAGGCGUCGGGUGAAGCAGUGGAGCGUAGUAUAGGAAUAAUCUAGGGUAGAAUAUAUUUAUAUUUUCGCAUUAUUUAUUCCUGAAUUGUAUAAUUUGGACUGGACAUUAUUUUAUUUUUGAAUUUUGUUUGAUUUGUUUGUUUGCUUGUUUUGCAUGUUUGCGUGGUUUGCACAUUCGUAGUGUUAACUUAGCCGUUAUGCUCCACCAAGCGACCGUGGUUGAACCACGGAAUCGAGGGGUGCCUAACACCUUCCCUUCGGUCAACAGAAUUACUUAGUCGGAAUCUCUGUUCGUAAAUCAGUUUUAAAAGAGUCAAAACAGUUUUGAAAAGGAUUUCCAAAGGUGACUUGGCACACCCAAUUUAUGCCAAGUGGCGACUCUGAGUUUUGAAUAUAAAUAAUUAUUUUUCGAAACAAAUUUUCAUCUUUUGUCACUUUAAUAAUAAAAAUCCUUUCAAACUAAAAAUCUAAAUCUUUUCGGAGUUAAAAAGGGGGAGUGACAGUAGGUAGGGAGAGGGGGUCACGUGGAGGGUAGGGUAGGAUGUUAGGAUGAGGUGUAAAGUUGGUUAGGAUCGGAUUAAAACAAAAUAGAAUUUGUUAGGGAUUAUGUUAAAGGUUGUUAUUGUUUGUAUUUUUGUGAGGUAUAAUCACAUGGAUGAGGGUGCAUGGUAAGGUGAGCUAAAAAUGGAUAAAAUCAGACUUGGGAGGGACAAAAUUAGGUGUCUACAAUUAUGAUUUGCAGUAUUUUUUUUUAUCUCAAUUUAUGUGGCAAUGCUAAAAUAAUGAGAGUCAAUAAAAUUUCUAUAUGUGGUAACAAAUUAUUGUGAUUUGUGGUAAAAAAUUAGUUUUGAACAUGAUAACUAAUUAAAUAAAUAAAAGAAUUUUACUUUCAAUAUGUAGUUAUAGUUAAUUAAUAUAAAUUAAUAGAAUAUACUAAUUAUUUAAAUCAUUAUGAUGAAAAAAUGAAAUUAUUAUAUAUUGGGACAUGGUAUGUAAUUAAGUGGGAAUAGAGGAAUUUUUUGGGUAAGAGUCAAUAAAAUUUCUAUAUGUCUUUUAAAUAUUUUAAAUUAUUAAUUAUUGUAAUUUAUGGUAACAAAUUAGUUUUGAAUAUGAUAGACAAUUAAAUAAAUAUAUUAUUUUUUUACUUUCAAUACAUAGUUAUAGUUAAUUAAUAUAAAUUAAUAGAAUAUAUUAAAUAUUUAAACCAUUAUAAUGAAAUAAUGAAAUUAUUAUAUAUUGAGACAUAGUAUAUAAUUAAGUGGAAGUAGUUGAUUUUUUUAUAAUUAAAAGAGGUGAAACCACCUCUUCGGUAUAAUAGAAAAGAAAAAACAACUGUAAAAGUGAAGCUAAAAAAGUUUUAGUAUAACAUUAGAAGGAGCAAUGCACGUGGAUAUUGUGCAGUACGACAAAGUCUUCACAUAACUGACCCAAUAUAUUUGAGAUUGAGCAUCAUUAUUAUUGAUAUAUGCACUAGAAAUGUUGUACAAGCAAAAGAAAUAGCAAAAGUUAACAUACUCUUUACGACCAGAUUGUUAUAUAUGGUAGGUAUUUAUGUAAAUCAUAAGACAUAUUUUAUUUAUGUUAAUCAUAAGACGUAAAGUAUCAUAUUGAACAUGCCUGCUAUUUAAUUUGUACCUAGUUUUCAUUUACUUUUUUGCACGUUUACCUAGUUAAUUUUGGGAUAAUUUUAGAUAUACAAUUGAAUUGCAUGAAGUUGGGAUUUGUCAAGACCAACUCAAAUUCAAAUACCGCAUAUGUGAAGUGUGGUUUAAAGAUGGAUGGAAAAAUUCUUAAGGCACAACUUACAAGCAGUGGGAUUAAAAUCGGAUGUUCAUGCACUUCAAGCUGAUUAACGCAUCUUUAGGCUAAUUGGACAAAUAUAAAAGGAGAGUGACUUUCAUUUUAUCAUGCAUUCUACAUUAGAAAAAUUCAAUUUUCUAAGUUCUUGUGUAUUUGCUUACACAUAAUUGUUCAAGCAAAUACGCAACGACAUCUAAAUAAUUCUCAUCAUCAUGGACAUGUGCAAGAACAUUAACAUGAGGCUUAUAGUAACACCCUUUCUCCUUGUUCUAAUUGUUCUUUCAAAUAUUGAAAUAAAUGAAGCAAUAAAACCAGGUCGGCCACGACAUCCACCACCGGCUCCGCAACCCAGAUCAACACCCGACAAUUCUAGAUUUCAUAUCGGUCGGGCUCUUGCAAUCAUUCUAGGAACCGGCCCUGGCAAAGUCCAAGCUUCGGCACCCAAGGCAGGAACCGGCCCUGCCAAAAUCCAGGAUCCGGCACCCAAGGCAGGAACCGGCCCUGCAAAUGUCCAGGCUUCGACACCCAAGGUAGGAAACGGCCCUGCAAAUGCCCAGGCUUCGGCACCCAAAGCAGGAACCGGCCCUGCAAAUGCCCAGGCUUCGGUACCCAAGGCAGGAACCGACCCUGCCAAAGUCCAAGCUUUGGCACCCAAGGCAAGAACCGGCCCUGCAAAUGCCCAGGCUUCGGCACCCAAAGCAGGAACCGGCCCUGCAAAUGCUCAGGCUUCAACACCUAAGGCAGGAACCGGCCCUGCCAAAGUCCAGGUUCCGGCACACAAAGCAGGAGCCAGCAAAGUUCCUAAAAAGAAUUAAUUGAUCAUAAAAAAAUUCCACGUGCUCCUAGCUCCUCGUACUAGACAUAAUAUAAUGUCCUUUUUGUUGCGGCCACGUCUAUUACUCGGGAAUAAUUAGUGUCUACUAUGAACCUUUUUUAAAAUAAUGUGUUUUCACAUGUGUACAAUAUGAGUUUGGUAUUGUGAAUAACAUGAAUAAUUUUGAUCAA